AUGGGGACUGAGGGUGAUCAACAGACAAAGUCAGAAGGAGGAGAAGUAGGAAUAAGGAGAAGAGUAUGUUCAUGCACAAAAGACGAUUUUCUGCCCGAGGAAUCAUUUAAAAGCUGGGGAAAUUACGCGAAUGCGCUGAUACAAACGCCAACAAGGCUAAUAGACAGGAUCCUAACACGUUCUGAAGAAGCGGAAGAGUUACAGGCAAAGUCACGGAGCCAGAAUGAAAUGAAGAAGACACUUACUUGGUGGGAUUUGAUAUGGUUUGGAAUGGGAGCUGUUAUUGGAGCUGGAAUAUUUGUUCUCACAGGUCUUGAAGCUAAUCAAGAAGCUGGCCCUGCUGUUGUUUUAUCCUAUGCUGUAUCUGGGAUCUCUGCAUUGCUCUCUGUUUUUUGCUAUACUGAGUUUGCUGUCGAGAUUCCUGUAGCAGUAUCAGUAACGAAGUCCAAUAAUGAUGUUUUAGGUGGUUCAUUUGCUUACUUGAGGGUGGAGUUAGGUGACUUUGUUGCCUUCAUUGCUGCUGGUAAUAUACUUCUUGAAUAUGUGAUUGCUGGUGCUGCAGUAGCUCGUACGUGGACUUCCUAUUUUGCAACUCUACUAAACUUCAACUCCAACAAAUUCCUCAUCAAGGUGAAUGGUUUAGCAGACGGAUACAACGAGCUAGAUCCUAUUGCUGUUGGUGUUUGCCUCAUCAUCUGUCUUAUUGCAAUUUAUAGUACAAAAGGUUCAUCUCGCCUCAAUUAUAUCGCCACAAUCAUUCACAUUUUCGUGAUCUUUUUCAUCAUCAUCUGUGGCCUAAUAAAGUCAGAUACCAAGAAUUACACCCUUUUUGCACCAUUUGGCGUUCGUGGGAUUUUCAAAGCUUCUGCAGUUUUGUUCUUUGCAUAUGUUGGUUUUGAUGCGGUUUCCACUACCAUGGCCUUCGCUUUAGCUACUGUGUUUGUUAUCUCCUCUAUCUCUUUCCCUACUGACUUGACUAUGUCACCAUUUUCAUUUCUUAUACAAAAACCUAUUGAGCUCCUGCCUGGAUUUCCCCUCGAUGCACCAUCCUCCAACAUUUUGUGA
Molecule: messenger RNA, 1065 nt
Organism: Nicotiana tabacum (common tobacco)
Lineage: Eukaryota; Viridiplantae; Streptophyta; Magnoliopsida; Solanales; Solanaceae
Source: RefSeq, a predicted model, not a curated record